Messenger RNA from Ostrinia nubilalis (European corn borer), 906 nucleotides. RefSeq lists its product as uncharacterized. Gene Ontology annotation, cellular component: cytoplasm. Lineage: Eukaryota; Metazoa; Arthropoda; Insecta; Lepidoptera; Crambidae. Gene Ontology annotation, molecular function: guanyl-nucleotide exchange factor activity. The record is from RefSeq and is a predicted model, not a curated record. The coding region runs from base 244 to 906 and encodes 220 amino acids. The transcript has 7 exons.
GCGCGGCACCACGUCCAUUCCGCGCUCGCGAUUUAAGUCAUCGUCGCGUCGUUUCGCGCCAAUUGGAAACUUAAAUCGAAUGUAAAAAAAAUAAUUAAUACCUACUCCAAUAUAAUCAAGUUCUUUCUCAAUACGAAGCGAUGCAGCUGUUAGAAUCAGUAUUAGUGCAGUGACACGAAACGAUUAACGACUGUUGGACAGUUACAAGUGUGACGGCCAGUGAAAUGAGCAUUUUUCCGCAAAAUGCUCAAAUAUCACCGGCGUUCCCAUAGGCACAAGUCGCCUGUGCAGUGUUUGCGAUGGAGAUCGUCGGGCGACUCAGAUGCGGCGAGCACAGCCGCCGUGGAGACGACGUUGGAACGGCUGCGUGGCACCCGCGGCGCGCUCGAGGAGCUGUGGUCCGACCGCGAGCGCAGGCUUGAGCUCACGCUCCAGCUGAGGCACUUUGAACGCGACGCACUCGAGGUGUCCUCGCGCCUUGAGUUGUGGGGCGACGAGCUGCAGCGCACGGAGCCGCCGCGCGACCCGCAGCAGGCCGAGCAGGCGCUCGCCGCGCACAACGAGAGCGUGGCCAGGAUGCAGCACGCCACCUACCAGCGCACGGAGCCGCCGCGCGACCCGCAGCAGGCCGAGCAGGCGCUCGCCGCGCACAACGAGAGCGUGGCCAGGAUGCAGCACGCCACCUACCAGCGCACGGAGCCGCCGCGCGACCCGCAGCAGGCCGAGCAGGCGCUCGCCGCGCACAACGAGAGCGUGGCCAGGAUGCAGCACGCCACCUACCAGCGCACGGAGCCGCCGCGCGACCCGCAGCAGGCCGAGCAGGCGCUCGCCGCGCACAACGAGAGCGUGGCCAGGAUGCAGCACGCCACCUACCAGGUAACAUCACUGGAGUUGGGUGACGCUUGA